GCGAUGAGUCACCUAAGUCAACGUUAAAUACGCUAAUAAUUCUGACUUUCCAUGCCAAGGUUUCCCAUUUAUAUUCAUACCUACUCUUGUCAUUCAUUUAUAAUAGACAUGAAUACGACAUCAUUUUAGGUUAAGUUAUAAUUUAUGUAACGUUGAACGUGGAGAUUCUAUGCUACAUAAAUUAUGGACUUCCUCAGAACAAAUAAAAAAUAUGUGCCAAAACCGCAACAACUUCAGGACACGGUACAUAAAUAAAUACAUAUCUCGGUUAUUUACUUACUAAGCAUAUCAGCAAAAUGACGAUAACGGAGUAAUCCAGCUUCCUUGAUAACCCUUCUGGACCAUUGAUUUUAUUCAGUCAUCUGGUUACAUUAUGUGUUUACGAGUCUACAAUUUUAUAAUUUUCGAAUAUGGUUCGAAUUUGUAGGAGAUUAACAAGACCAUUGUCCGUCCUUAUUAUAGCAUCAAUUGUGAUCGCACUCUAUUCGCAAAUUCCAAAAGUAAAAAUAGAAGUUUCGACUAAAUUGCCCUCACGUGAUUACUUCUCGGCCUGGAAAACCAUUGCAAGUCGUAAGCACAACUUGACAUUGGAUGAUGUAAAAAUUCAGCCCGUAAUUCAAAAAAUUGCUAAAAAUACGCAUUCCACAAAAACGCGACCACCACUUAUUCUAAUCUGGACCAAGUAUUUUGGUGGAGAACCAUUAACAAACUUGGAAGGAUUUUCCAAUCGCAUUUCUAGUUGCGAAUAUCUUUGCGAAUAUACUGGAAACAGAGAUGAACACUUUCAAUCCGCGGAAGCUGUCCUAUUUCAUAGCGGAUCUAUGGACAAAAAUGAUACCACAAUUCUUAUCAGUCUGACCCGGCCUCAGGGCCAGGUGUGGAUUUACAACAAUCAAGAAUCUCCCGCAAAUAUGGAAACCUUCACGAAAUUAGAAAUCCUUCCCCAUUUCCGGAACUUGUUCAACUGGACGAUGACGAUGCGCAAAGAUUCCGAUAUUUAUCAUCCAUAUGGAAAAAUUGUGAAAACAGAACCCAUGGCAACUUCAAUUUGGAAUGAAAAUCUUGCCAAAAGACGUGACAUCAUAAGGAACAAGUCCAAGUUCGCGGUAUGGGUGACUUCCCACUGUAUAACUAACAGCCGCCGAGAAAAGCUCGUUAGAGAACUGGCUCGUUAUAUUCCCAUCGAUAUCGUUGGCGCCUGUGGAACCUGGAUGCGAAACUAUUGCAUUAGAAAAGGAACAGAUUAUGACACAUGUUUCACCAAGUUUGCCGCAAACUACAAGUUUUAUCUGAGUUUCGAAAAUUCACUUUGUCAAGAUUAUGUCACAGAAAAGUUUUACAAUGCGGUGAAGCAUGACAUUGUUCCGGUAGUUUAUUCGGGCGGGGAUAUGAAAUCAUUGGCGCCAAGGGGAUCAUAUAUUGAUGUCCGUGACUUUAACGGGUCCCGCCAUCUUGCCGAGUAUUUAAUCGAGUUGGACAAGAAGGAGGAAGAAUAUGAAAAAUAUUUUGAAUUCAAGAGAAAUCACGAGAUAAUCGAUAAGGAUGAAGAAUCUUGGUGUCGUCUUUGUGAGAAAGUGUGGCUUCAAAGGGGUCAAAGUGUGGUGCAGUGGUAUCCUGAUAUGGCUCAGUGGUAUGAAAAUGAGUUUGAAAAUGGGGAAAGAACUGGUGCUAAGAGUUGUGUGGAUAAGAGCGAAAUUGUUUUUAAGACUGCUAUGGAACUAGCGUGGGAAAGGUUUUGGGACUCGAUUGGUUUAUAAGUAGUUUAUGGAAAUUCGUUUAAUGAGAAAAUUCAUUCACAUGGACAUAGGUGGCCGAGUUAGCGUCUAACUCGCAAUGUCAGUUAAUUAAUCAAAAUGUGUUAAAAACUGUACAAAUUGUUACAAACUCGUUUUGUUGAUUAUUAGCUCACCCUGCGUAGCAUGAGAGCUAUUGAAUUCCUCUUGUCCGUCCGUCUGUCUGUCUGUCCGUCUGUUAACGAGUUUUUUGCAUCAAUUGAUGCUAUUUAAAA
Folsomia candida is the source of this 2008-nucleotide messenger RNA. Its product is annotated as 3-galactosyl-N-acetylglucosaminide 4-alpha-L-fucosyltransferase FUT3. The record is from RefSeq and is a predicted model, not a curated record. Gene Ontology annotation, molecular function: alpha-(1->3)-fucosyltransferase activity. Lineage: Eukaryota; Metazoa; Arthropoda; Collembola; Entomobryomorpha; Isotomidae. Bases 411 to 1757 code for a protein of 448 amino acids. The transcript is spliced from 3 exons. Gene Ontology annotation, cellular component: membrane.